AUGGUUUUCGUCUGUCGCGUACUAGAUACUAUACUGCGUACUACUACAGGGACCAUAAAUACUGAUCUACUGCUGGUUCAUACUGAUCUACUGCUGGUUCCUACUGAUCUACUGCUGGUUCCUACUGAUCUACUGCUGGUUCAUACUGAUCUACUGCUGGUUCCUACUGAUCUACUGCUGGUUCCUACUGAUCUACUGCUGGUUCAUACUGAUCUACUGCUGGUUCCUACUGAUCUACUGCUGGUUCAUACUGAUCUACUGCUGGUUCAUACUGAUCUACUGCUGGUUCCUACUGAUCUACUGCUGGUUCCUACUGAUCUACUGCUGGUUCAUACUGAUCUACUGCUGGUUCAUACUGAUCUACUGCUGGUAAAUACUGAUCUACUGCUGGUUCCUACUGAUCUACUGCUGGUUCCUACUGAUCUACUGCUGGUUCAUACUGAUCUACUGCUGGUUCAUACUGAUCUACUGCUGGUUCCUACUGAUCUACUGCUGGUUCCUACUGAUCUACUGCUGGUUCAUACUGAUCUACUGCUGGUUCAUACUGAUCUACUGCUGGUAAAUACUGAUCUACUGCUGGUAAAUACUGAUCUACUGCUGGUUCAUACUGAUCUGCUGGUAAAUACUGAUCUACUGCUGGUAAAUACUGAUCUACUGCUGGUUCAUACUGAUCUACUGCUGGUAAAUACUGAUCUACUGCUGGUAAAUACUGAUCUGCUGGUAAAUACUGAUCUACUGCUGGUUCAUACUGAUCUACUGCUGGUAAAUACUGAUCUACUGCUGGCAAAUACUGAUCUACUGCUGAUGCCAUGCCCUGUUAAUUCAGUGUCUCUUAACUCUGGAACAAAGCUUCCUCUGUUAGGUCUGGGCACAUACAAGCUGCAGAGCUAUGAAGAGUUGUACAGUUCUGUCAGUGCUGCACUUCAUGCUGGGUAUCGUGCAUUCGAUACAGCUGCAGUUUACGGCAAUGAAGCUCUUCUAGGGCAAGUUAUCAGGGAGCUGCUACACAAAUACAACCUUGUGCGUUCAGAUGUGUAUCUUAUCAGCAAGCUUGCACCAGAAGACCAGGGUUCCAGAGCCAAAGAUGGUUGCUUGAAAAGUCUGGAGCAGUUGGGUUGUGAGUAUAUAGACCUUUACCUAGUGCACUGGCCUGGAACUGCUGGUCUGGAGCCAGAUGAUUUACAUCAUGCAAAGAAUCGAGCACAGAGCUGGACUGUCUUGGAGGAAUUUCAUGCUAGUGGGCAGUUCAAGGCUAUAGGAGUCUCUAAUUACACAGCAAGGCACCUCACAGAGCUGCUAGACAGCUGUCGUGUAACCCCGGCCGUCUUGCAAAUGGAGUGUCAUCCUAAACUUUGUCAAGAGGAGCUGAGGGAUAUAUGCAAAGAAGCAGGAGUUCACUUCCAGGCAUAUUCAUCACUUGGAAAUGGUGCACUCCUGAAGGAGCCUGAAGUAAUGAGUGUGGCUGAGAACUGUGGUCGAACCCCAUCACGGAUACUACUAAGAUGGGCCGUCCAGCAGGGCAUUUCUGUUUUACCCCGAUCAUCAAAUCCUCAAAGAGUUCAGGACAAUGGCAGAAUCUUUGACUUUAAACUAAGCGAAAUAGAAAUAGAGAGACUCUGUGCUCUGAACUCUAACACAAGGUAUUGAAAUAGAGAUUCAACCUGUAUUGCUUAAUUGUCAUGAUUUCAAAUUCAGUGCGGUGGCUCGGUGGGUAGCACUGUCAUCUCACAGCAAGAAGGUCCUGGGUUCGAUUCCCAGGUGGAGCGGUCCGGGUCCUUUCUGUGUGGAGUUUGCAUGUUCUCUCCGUGUCUGCAUGGGUUUCCUCCGGGAGCUCCAGUUUCCUCCCACAGUCCAAAGACAUACAGUGAGGUGAAUUGGAGAUACAAAAUUGCCCAUGACUGUGUUUGAUAUUGAACUUGAACUGAUAUGAAUCUUGUGUAAUGAGUAACUACCUGUUCUGGCAUAACUGUAACCGUGUGUAAAACAUGACAUUUA
Messenger RNA from Trichomycterus rosablanca, 1995 nucleotides. RefSeq lists its product as uncharacterized. The record is from RefSeq and is a predicted model, not a curated record. Lineage: Eukaryota; Metazoa; Chordata; Actinopteri; Siluriformes; Trichomycteridae. The coding region runs from base 1 to 1647 and encodes 548 amino acids. Gene Ontology annotation, molecular function: oxidoreductase activity. The transcript is spliced from 3 exons.